Molecule: messenger RNA, 2053 nt
Organism: Stylophora pistillata
Lineage: Eukaryota; Metazoa; Cnidaria; Anthozoa; Scleractinia; Pocilloporidae
Source: RefSeq, a predicted model, not a curated record
AUCUGCGAUCGAGAGCCGGUUUCAUCGAAUUUUUGGUCAUUUCCUUAAUAUUCUCCGGCCAAACCUAAUGAACUCACAGUGGAAAUUCUUUAGUUACAAAUUUCCUCAAAUAAUUUAAAAUAUAUCUAAGGCGUGACAAACACGUCACGUACUGCGUGACUUGAUGCCUGUUCAUUUCUACUUGAAGACGUGUGAUUCGGUCGAGGUUCCCUGAGGUACGACGAAUAUUCAUCGCCUCCAAGGCAGAGAAACGCAAAGAUGUCUAAGUCUUUGAAUUUGGGAUUUAGUUACUUCAUUGACAGUGCCCUGCAAACUGCUACCAAACGCUUUUCACACAAGAAACUGUGGAAUGUUGUACUUCAUGUUGUGACUUCCUGGCCCAUGGCUUGGGCCAUGCUAUGUAUUGGACGCAAUUUUCUACCAAUCUCUCUUCAGUUUUUCUUAAUUAUUGUGAAAUGUCUCCUGUGCAUUACACAAGAGCCUCCAAUUGGGUUUGUCUAUUCCAUUUUCUACAAUAUCGUGGCAUACUAUGCUGUAUAUAUACACACCAGUGUAACAACUUUCCAAGCUGGUAUUGUCAUCAGUAUAUGCCUGGCAUUUCAAUUCUUGAGUCACCUUCUCUUGGAAGGUGAAACUCCCCAGAGACUACCAACCAAAGAAGACAACCUGCUAUUUCAAGUUAUGGAUCUGGCAAAUGAGUUCUUCCUGGCACCAUUCCAUUUCAGCUUAACGUUAUUGAUCAGGUUUGACUUUCUACCAAUUUUAAGGUGGCGCUCAGAUGCAGCAUUACACAAACUUAUAACUUCAACGCAAGAGAUCAAGUAUGGCAAAAAGUCGCCAUGACAUGCCAUGUUCAACUGCAAAUUGUUUCAGUCUAAUUUUUAAGUAUUUUAUGGAAGAGACACUUAUGAACUUACACUGAACCAUGAAACUGUGACUGAGCAAAUACUAGGCACUUUAGGGCCUGUCUACUCAGAGGUGAGGGACCUUAGGUAGGCAAUCAAGGUAGCUCACCUGUCCAAACAAUCUCUUAUUUUAUCUUGAUCAUGUUUACAUGAUGGGUGGGGUAACCCACCAAGGCAGGUUUCCCUGUCUGCAAGGUAUGAUAACCCUGUUGGCCGUGCUAGCUUAGCCUGGGUCACAUUCACGUUACAUUUACAAGCACACCAACAACCUCAUCCUAGGAUCAAGGGGUUGUAAGAUUGUAGGUAAAUACAGGCUAUAUUUUAACAACAGCUAUGCAGGUUACCUCACCUACCUGGGGGCCCCUCACCUUCUUGUUCAAAGGCCCUUAGCCCUUUCACCCUCAGAAGUGACCAAAAAGACAUUCCUCCUUACCACAUCAAUUUAUUUUACAGCAGAGGGAUGAUGAGAAGAAAGACAAUUAUCAACUAUAGGAAAAAUUUUUAACAGCAGAUUCUUUGUGCUAAAAUUAUUAGAAGUGUAUGCCAAGCAUUGUAGAAAAUUGGUGCUUACAUAUUAAGAAUGAGAGGAUCAGUUCCUUUGUAUCCUGUGCAGUUUAAUAUUUUGGCCCCAAAAUUUUCCCUUUCAGUGCUUUGUGAUACACAGUUUGUCAUUUGAAUUAUAUCAGUAAUCAGAAUUCAGCUGUUAACUUACUUCCCACAGCAGACAAAAAUAUUCAGAAUGGCAAAACAUGGAGUUUUUAUUGAUUGAACUGUUCAUAUUUUACCAUUAGUAACAUAAAAAUUCUUUGGUUAUAGAUGUCUCUAAUAUAUUAUGUUAUAUGGUAAAUGUUUUGAAUUCCAGAGUAACAUUUGAUUUCAUGGUCCUAUCAUCCAAAUGCAACGGUUCCCAUUUUUUUCUUAUUGUGGGCAUAUAGUCAUUUAAGAACACACAUGCUCUACUUCUAGACCCUCACAAAUAACAAGGAAAAAAGUCACCCUUACUCGGGGAGUAUCAUGGAGGUGCGAGGGCCUCAUGGUUGGUGUACUCAACUCCGGAUGGAGUGAGCCCCAGCUGGGGACAUUGUGUUGUGUUCUUGGGCAAGACACUUUACUCUCAAAGUGCCUCUUCACCCAGGUGUUUCAAUGGG